Messenger RNA from Aspergillus vadensis CBS 113365, 510 nucleotides. It is a transcript of the gene yop1, whose product is annotated as putative membrane biogenesis protein (Yop1). The coding region runs from base 1 to 510 and encodes 169 amino acids. The record is from RefSeq and is a predicted model, not a curated record. The transcript has 6 exons. Lineage: Eukaryota; Fungi; Ascomycota; Eurotiomycetes; Eurotiales; Aspergillaceae.
AUGGCCUCUUUCCAGGAUCGUGCUCAGCACGCCAUUGCCCAGCUCGACAAGGAGCUCUCCAAGUACCCUGUCCUCAACAACUUGGAGCGUCAGACCUCCGUCCCCAAGGUCUACGUGAUCCUUGGCCUCGUCGGCAUCUACUUCUUCCUGGUCUUCUUCAACAUCGCCGGUGAAUUCCUCGUCAACCUCGCUGGUUUCCUCAUCCCUGGAUACUACUCCCUGAACGCUCUGUUCACCGCCGGAAAGGCCGAUGACACACAGUGGUUGACGUACUGGGUUGUUUACGCUUUCUUCACCGUCGUUGAGAGCGCCAUCUCUGCUCCCUACUGGUUCCCCUUCUACUACAUCUUCAAGUUCGCCCUUGUCCUCUGGAUGUCUCUCCCCCAGACCAACGGUGCUCAAAUUGUCUUCCACUCCUUCAUCCAGCCCGUGCUCGGCCGCUUCUUCCAGGGCGGUUCCACCUCGGCCAACCUCCGCGCCCAGGCCGAGGCUGCCGCCAAGGACCAGUAA